UAAGCAAUCUCUAACUCAAUUUUACUGCUUUCGGGGUCAAAAUCGAGUUUUUACUGCUCUAUGAUGAUCGCUCAUCCUCUGAUCGGUCAAUUGUGGUGUUUCCAAUUUGUGAAUUUCGCCUCAGAACUCAGCUUCUAUUGAUCUGGGGCUUGCCUUUGGUUCGUGUGAAGUUUGUGCAUCUUUUUUUAUUAUUAUUUAGGUUAAAUUGAGAAAUUGGAGGAGGAAGAGGAGAAAUUGAGGGGAAAAGGAGGAAUUUUGUUCGAGUUUAUGCCUCAUUUCUUGAUCUCGAUUUCUGUUGAAAUCUGUGUGACUUCUGUAGUUAUUUAAGUUAAGGAGAGAAAUUGGAGAAGGAAAAGGAGAAGCUGAGGGGAAAAGGAGUAAUUUUGUUGAAAAACAAUCAGAACCUUGGCUGAAAUCGAUCUUGUUUACGCCUCGUUUCACGGUCAUCUUUUUUUAGCUGAUUUUUUGACCUAUUUUUGUUGUAGGAUGCUCGAGUGAUAGAAUUGUUUCAAUCCAAACGAUGGGUUGUGCUUCCUCCAUCCCGAAGACACUCCCUUCUGGAGGUAGAAAAAAGAGAAAGAACAGAAGUAGCGUUGAUGAGGUUGUGGUUUUUGUCCCAAUGCUUCAAGUUCCAAUGCCUGUUGAUUUCCUUCAUCCUCUAAGGGGAUUACUAUCUCGAGAGCUCAUUGAUAAACUAUCUUCACUCCGAUAUCGGAUUGUAUCAUUGUCAGAAGAAAAUGAUCUGGCAGAUGUAAAUGAUGUUGCUGCACUCCAGCAAGCUCUUGAAGAGUACUUGCCCAUUCUUCUUGGUUUGACAGUAAAAGAGCACAAUCUUGAAUCUUUGGUGGAGUUCAAGUGGAGGGUUCUCUGUGAAGAUGAAGAAGAAACUUGCAUAGAUAGUGCUUGGUAUGAAGUGCUAUCUGUGGUUCACUUGAUGGCCACAUUGUCAAUGUUGCAAGCAAACCUUAUGCUGUUACCUAACAAAUCUUCUGAUGAGUGUGAAAGGGUGGUAUCUGAAGAUUCAAAGAAGUUCGCUGUUGAUUUGUUGCUAAAGGCAUCAGGAUGCCUUGAUUAUUGUCUUCGUGGUGUUAUGGUCAAUUUGCCCCUGCACCUCAGGAAGAAUUUGCCACAUGGCAUGCAAGAGGGCAUGUUGGAGGCCAUGUCAACUCAAGCACUGGCACAGGGAGUAGAAAUGCAACUAGGAUUGGCUCUGGAAUGUGAAAAGGCUACUUUGUCCGUGAAAAGGAGGUUGGCGUGUGAGGCAGUCAGCUACUUUGCUCAAGCUCACUCCUGCUUGACAGGAUGCUAUACCAAUGAUGGCUAUGGAAAGAAACUACUCUUGUUCAUCCAAUGGAAGUAUCUUGAGGCUAAGGCAGCAGCAUAUUACUAUCAUGGUCUAGUCCUUGACAAGGGAAGUGCUCCAAGUGAUCAUGUGAGUGCAGUGUGCUGUCUUUUUGCUGCUGAAGAACUUCUCAGGGAUGGGAAAAAAGCCUGCUUAAGCUUCUGCUUGGCAGCACCGGUCACCAGGGUUCCUCCUGCUUGGGGUGUCAUGAAACAUGUGAACAAGAAAAUCCCUGAAACGGCAUCCAAGAAGGCUCAGAUCUAUGGCUAUCUUUUUGAGCAAGACAAAGGUUGUCAAUCCUUGCCUGACCUUCCAGAGUUCCAGCUCUCAUUAAAACCCGAUGAUUACAAUGUACCAGAUAUUGAUGCAUCAUGGGAUAAUGAGAAAUUUGAGCCUCAGAUUCAAUCUCUCAAGGAGCAUCUCAAAGAUGAAGAUGAAAUUGUAGAAACUUGAU
Asparagus officinalis (garden asparagus) is the source of this 1796-nucleotide messenger RNA. RefSeq lists its product as uncharacterized. NCBI's taxonomy places the organism in Eukaryota, Viridiplantae, Streptophyta, Magnoliopsida, Asparagales, Asparagaceae. The transcript is spliced from 11 exons. The record is from RefSeq and is a predicted model, not a curated record. Bases 521 to 1795 code for a protein of 424 amino acids.